AUUCGAAACUGUAAAACUGCAGUGCAGAUUGUUGAGGAAAUAUUCAAUUGGUCCAAGUGGAAACCCUUGAUAAUUCAGGAAGUAUACAUUACACAUAUUGCUAAAAUGCCAUUUAGUUAUCAUAUUAACCCUGCAUACAUUGGAAUGAGAAUUUUAAGCACCGAAGAACGCUAACAUAUUUCAAUUGAUAUAUUCACUAGCAUCUUAUAUCAAUGGAUUUGAAUUUGUUUUUAUGUCUCAUUGUGUUGUUUGUGUCUCCUUAUAUCGUAUCUUCUAGCCCACGAUUAUGUGAAAGCUUUGGCAGGAAAGUAUGCUGUAAUGGAUAUAUAUGGAAUGAAGCACAAAAUAGCUGUACACGUUGCAGGGGUGGAUUUUACGGUAGGAACUGUACUAUUCCUUGUCCAUACCCAACAUUCGGUUGGAAUUGUCAAUUAAAAUGCAUCUGUAGCAGUGAAGACUGUCACCACACGUAUGGGUGCAAGAGAACUCCACCAGAAGAUUAUUUAUCAUUGCAGAGCAUUGAAAUAUCAACCAUUCCUGCAUCUGCUUCAAAGGCUACAACAGAGGCUGCACCGAAAUCUACCAACAUCCUCCAUAUGAACAGUAUGCGUGCUCAAGAGACGGAAGCCGUAAAUGAAAGUUAUCUUACACCUUUAAUUGCUGGUAUUAUCAGUCUUUUGAUCGUUGCAGGAAUGUUACUGAUCCUCUACGUAAUGACAUAUUCACAUAAAGACACGUGUAUAGUUCAAGGAAAUACAUCAAGUAAAAGCACACCUUGAAAUGAUAGAAUUUACGCCCCUCACGUUCAAUCAAAAUAUGACCGCAUGGGAUAUUUUCUCUGAACAUGUAUCUAAAAGAGUAACAAUGUAAUAAAAGAAUCAAGUUUUGUAUUAUUCGGAAUUCUUAUCUAUACCAAUAAAAAACAAAGAAACACAUAGAACUAAUUUUACUCUGAAUCUCAUCAAAUAAUUUUUCAAACAUCUUUCUGGUAAAGAAAGACUGAUCUAAUUACUCAUUGUAACAGCUAAUGCUGUUAUUCACUAGAUAAAUAUUUGAAAGAAUUUGAGGACAAUAGAACGUGUUUUCAUAAAAUCUUAAAACAGUCUCUGUAGCUCUCGAUUGUUGUAAGUCCCUAUUCCACUUGUUUCAAGCACCAGUAGUCUAUAAAAUGAACGGCUUUUCUAUAUGCCAUUGCAUUGUUGUUAAAUGUAACCGUGUUUUGAGAUUUGUCGCGUUCGAAUGAUGCUCAACGCAACGAUGCAAUUGGAUGAAUAGAAGCAGGUGUGUCAUCAUUUACAGUUCGAAGAGAUUGCAAUGUUGCAAAUAGCACCAUAUCUCGGCUUUUGGGCAGAUAUGAACACCAUGGUUAAAAGAUGAUCGUCAUAGAUCAGGUAUACCAAAGGUGAGUUCAUCAGCACAGUAUCACUUAAUCUGAUUGCUUCAUUGUCAACGAUUCAUAACAGCGCCAUAUACAACAACUAUCACUCCAGGAAUUUGCAGAAUGAAAAAUUAAAAGGUGAAGAGAACGAAAGUAACCAAUCUCAAAACUCUUAUUAGGAAUACAAAUUAAGAGUAAGGCAAAUGCGGACCCCAUGUCAUACCAGAGAUGAAAACAGUUGCCUAGGAGGACUAAGCAUCCUCUGUUGACCGGUCGCACCAGCCAUCAUUUUGAUCGGGUAAACGAAUAAUUAAUCCAUAGUAAAAUCCGUGUGUAAACAACGAUCUCAAUUGCUAUAAUACAUGUCUGACAUCAUUUCACAUAAUGGCAGUGUGUAUUGGUAAAUUACAUUCUGAUAACGACAAUGAAUUUUGCAAAAUGCAAACUUUGAAUGAAAAUGUUGAGACCCUUGCACCAUCAACUUGUUUGUCAGUAGCCUGAGUCGAUUUUAAAAGCAUGAUCAUACGCAGAACAAGCUCUUGCGUAUAAAAUCAGUUAAGAGACAUAAACAGCAUGUGCAGGUGAUAAUGAAAUAUUGGUACAUCAAAUUGGGAAGUUAACGAUGAGGAAGCUGAAAUCAUAGCGUUUGUCAUAAAGUUGAGUUGCUAUUUUGCCGUUGAUAUCCAUUUUCAAUAAAAUGUCCAAGUAUGAAGCAGAAGUGGAGGGCUAUGUUGUGAGUUUUAUCUCGAGUUCACCGGGGUGAAAGGUGAAGAUAACGAACAGUGAUCAAUCUCAUAACUCUCGCAAGGAAUACAAAAUACAAAGUUUGUCAAACACGGACCCCAGGACAUACCAAAGUUGAGAUCAGGUACCUAGGAUAUAUAUGUGCAGUUUUGUGUCGCUGUUCAUGAAUCAUCAAAAUAUCCUGAUAGCUGACAAAACGUUGGAGUGUUCAAUACAUUUUAAAGACUAAGUCUUAAAUUCCGUGUUUAUUUCAUUUUGAUCCAUUAUAUCCAGUGUUCACUAAACUCUGAUGAGUAUUAUAUUCAGUGCUCACUAAAGUCUGAUGAGUAUUAUAUUCAGUGUUCACUACAUGUCAAUUACCAUUAUAUUUAGCGUUCACUACUUUUUGAUUACUGACAAGUAAAUUCAAUGUUCACUGAUAAUGAUCAUUGUCUAUCAUAUUCAGAGUUCGAGUCCCGCUACUCUCAUGGCCGUGUCCAACUUAUGACGUAAAUAUAGGUACUGACUGCUCCUUCGUCAAACGAAGGAAAUCACAUGCCUUCCGGAUAUGACCUACAACACGGAUCCCGUGUCACAGCAGGCUUUGGUAUGUUAAAGAACCAUCACUACUAUAACCCUAAGCGCUUAGCAUGGGUCUAAUAUUGUGGUACUUCACCUAUAGGUGCCACCAUCUCAAUGUGAGUGAACAAUUCUCAACGGAACGAAAACGACAAAAAAAAAACCACACACCAUGAACCGGUACUUUUGUUGCAAUUGUGUGUGUGUGUUUUCAGUUUAACCAUUGACGUCAAACCAUAUUCUAAAUCUGACUAUAUAGAUAU
Messenger RNA from Ostrea edulis (European flat oyster), 2943 nucleotides. Its product is annotated as multiple epidermal growth factor-like domains protein 10. Lineage: Eukaryota; Metazoa; Mollusca; Bivalvia; Ostreida; Ostreidae. Bases 213 to 779 code for a protein of 188 amino acids. The record is from RefSeq and is a predicted model, not a curated record. The transcript is spliced from 5 exons.